Molecule: messenger RNA, 1695 nt
Organism: Gregarina niphandrodes
Lineage: Eukaryota; Apicomplexa; Conoidasida; Eugregarinorida; Gregarinidae
Product: putative chaperonin containing T-complex 1 theta subunit, tcpq protein
Exons: 2
Coding region: 1-1695 (564 amino acids)
Biological process (GO): protein folding
Cellular component (GO): chaperonin-containing T-complex
Molecular function (GO): ATP binding; ATP hydrolysis activity; ATP-dependent protein folding chaperone
Source: RefSeq, a predicted model, not a curated record
AUGUUUCGUGGACCGGCUGGCAUUAGUGCAAUGAUGAAGGAGGGUGCUGCGCACUAUAAGGGUACGGAGGAGGCGGUGUUACGAAAUGUGGAUGCGGCGCGUAAGUUAUACGAGACAGUGAAGUCUAGUUACGGGCCUACGGGUAUGUGCAAAUUGGUGAAUAACUAUAUAGAGAAGCGUUUCCUUACGGCGGAUGCAAGUACUAUUUUGAGUGAGUUGGAGGUGCAGCAUCCUGCGGCUCGAGUGUUAGUGAUGGCUAGUCAGAUGCAGAAUUCUGAGUUCGGUGACCACACGAAUUUCGUGGUGAUUUUGGCGGCAGAAUUAUUGGUACAAGCAGGCGAAUUGAUAAGUGCUGGUGUCCAUCAGUCGUUCAUCAUUAAGGGUUAUGAGUUGGCUUUGGCUCGUAGUCUCGAGGUAUUGAAAACACGUGUGUGCAAAACUAUGCAUGGUUGCGACGACCUAAUGGUCAGGCCUCUAGUCGCCUCCAAGGUGUUUGGCCGCGCGAACGUGGAAGUGGUAACUCGAUUGGUUAAGGAUGCGUGCAAUACAGUGUUACUGUCGGAGGAUGGAAAAAUGAACACUGACAACAUCCGCGUUUCAAAGAUCGUCGGUGGUACGCUUACGCAGUCGUGCGUUGUGAAUGGCAUGGUAUUUCUGCGCGAACCUCGCACAGAGGCCAAGGAGAAACGUAAUUGCAAAAUUAUCUUGUUGGGUACAGCGCUUGAAGGAGUGCAGACCGAAGGGACGAGUACGGUUUUGAUUGAGAAAGCGGAACACAUGAAGAACUUUACGCAAGGUGAAGAAGAGGAAAUGGAGAAUUUAAUCAAGGGCUACCAUGACGCGGGAGUGGAAGCCGUGAUUUGUGGCGGUGCCAUCUCUUCUCUCGCGCUCCACUUCCUUAACAAAUAUGACAUGUGGGCGUUACCGGUGCCUUCGCGAUUCGACAUCAAGCGACUAAGUCGAACGUUACGCAUACCUGCGUUACAGAGACGCAGUGCACCCAUGGCGGAGGAAAUUGGACUCGCCGAAUUUGUCGGACUGAAGGAGAUCGGCAGUCAACUAGUGACUGUCGUGCAGGGCAAAGACACCAAAGUCAGCACCAUCCUCUUACGAGGUGGCGCCAUGACCAUGCUCGAUGAGGUUGCACGUGCGGUCGACGAUUGUGUCUCGCUCGUUAGCGCAGUCUGUCGUGAUGACCGAUUCGUUGCCGGUGCUGGGAAUGCGGAACUCGCACUCUCAGACGACUUAGAACAAUAUGCUACCACUCUCGCUGGCCUUGAACAAUACUCCGUCGAACGCUUCGGCGUAGCUCUGGCCGCCUUUCCAAAAUUGCUCGCCGAAAAUGCAGGUCAUAACGCACUUGAAACCAUGAGCAGACUCAUCGCUCGGUUCAAACAGACUGAGCAAGCAGGUAGCAAGACCGAGAUAGUGGGAGUAGACGUAACUUCCAGUAACAACUCUGUCCGUGACAUCUCAGAGCCUUGUGAACGUGACGAAUUCGCCGCUUUCAAUGAACUCGGCUACCCCGUCUAUGACCAUUACCUCACCAAACAAUGGGCCAUCCGACUCGCCGCUGAUGCCGCACUCACUCUACUCCGUGUAGAUCAAAUCAUCAUGAGCAAACCUGCAGGCGGACCCAAAAUGCCAAGCCAAGGUCAUUGGGAUGCCGCAGAUGAUCGCGAACCCGCCUUCUAA